Messenger RNA from Penicillium longicatenatum, 828 nucleotides. Its product is annotated as ceramidase. The transcript has 7 exons. Gene Ontology annotation, cellular component: endoplasmic reticulum membrane. Lineage: Eukaryota; Fungi; Ascomycota; Eurotiomycetes; Eurotiales; Aspergillaceae. The record is from RefSeq and is a predicted model, not a curated record. Gene Ontology annotation, biological process: ceramide catabolic process; ceramide biosynthetic process. The coding region runs from base 1 to 828 and encodes 275 amino acids.
AUGGAGGCUUCCUCGAACCCCUUUUGGGGCGCCCAAACCUCUUAUCUCAACUUCUGCGAAGAGGACUAUGUGAUCACUCGGUUUGUGGCCGAGUUUAUCAACACAUUCAGCAGCUUGAUUUACAUGGUUUUUGGUAUAUAUGGCUUGGUUCAACUUCGGAACAAGCAACAGGCUGGUCUCCGCCGGAUGUCCUACUGUGGUUUGAUUGGAGUCGGCCUCUGCUCUGCCGGCUACCAUAUGACUCUUAAAUACCAAACCCAAAUGUCGGAUGAGUUGUCAAUGCACCUCUUGACAACGCCUUUGCUAUAUCGCAUUCUCACGUUUCAAGCUAGCCCGCAACGUACCAAGAUCACCGGAGCUAUUCUCCUAUCCAUGUUUACCAUCGUGAUGGUUGUUCACAUGGUCAUGGAUGAGUUCGUUGUGCAUGCUGCCUCGUUCGGGCUGGCAGUAUGGUUGAUCGCAAGAUAUACGAUCAAAAUGAUUCCCGAACAAAUCCCCGACCUUUUCCUGCGGAAAAAGAUUCAACGGUUUUCGUUCUUUGGCUGCUUUUGCUUUAUCUUUGGCUAUUGUGUGUGGCUUAUUGACGAAUUUUGCUGUGGCAAUCUCACCCAAAUUCGACACGUAGUCGGUCUGCCCUUGGCAUUUUUGUUUGAAUUCCAUGGAUGGUGGCAUGUCUUUACUGCAAUUGGCGGCUAUGUGGCUGUUGCAACGGUGGACCUCAUUAUUUCAGGCGAAGUACACCAAGAUCCCACCGAUAGCCUUGCCUGGCCGGCUCCUCUCAUGGCAAGACUUGUUGAACCGAAACUAGAUUUCAUGAAACAGAAAUGA